AUGCUCACGUACGUAGUUGCUGCGGUCAUUAUUUUACUCACGGUAUGUCUGUUCUUUAAGAAGGGUGUGUUUUUCUCCUCUUCCAUGGGAGUGGCAUUGGAUGCGUCUAAAUUUCAGAACUUUAAGCUUGUGGAUAAAAUUACUGUGAGUCACAACAGUUUUAUCUUUCGCUUUGCUCUCCACUCGCCCACACAGCGACUUGGACUUCCUAUCGGACAACAUCUUCACAUUCGAUGCAUGACCACUAACCCAGAAGGAAAGCCAGAGAUGGUGCAACAUGCGUACACUCCUGUUUCCUCCGACGAUGACUUGGGGCAUGUGGAUUUCCUCAUUAAAGUAUACUUCAAGAACGUGCAUCCCAAUUUUCCCAACGGUGGCCGUCUAUCGCAGCAUCUGUACGAUCUUCCACUGGGCACGAUGGUGGAAAUACGGGGUCCUGUGGGAAACUUUGAGUACCUGGGGAAAGGCAAUUACACUGUUAAGGACGGGAAGGGCAAAUUGAAAAAGAUGCACACGGACGCCUUCACAAUGGUGGCGGGAGGGACGGGUAUAACACCGAUGAUGCAACUGAUUCGUGCCAUAAUGAAAAAUAAGGAGGAUCGCACAAAUAUUUUUCUUGUCUACGCGAAUCAGACCGAGGAUGAUAUUCUCCUGCGGAAGGAACUGGAUGACUGUGCCAAGGAUCCACGCAUGAAGUUGUGGUACAUGCUGGACCGUGAGACUUCCCCUCAAUGGAAGUACGGCACCGGUUACGUGGAUGAAGCGACGUUGCGGGCACAUGUUCCUGUGCUGCAGCCCCGGAAUUCCGACUACAACCGUGUCGUUGCGCUGAUGUGCGGCCCACCACCGAUGCUCCAAAAAGCCGUGAAGCCAAACCUGGAAAAACUCGGCUACACCGCAGAGGAGAUGUUCUCCUUUUGA
This is a messenger RNA of Trypanosoma cruzi, 921 nucleotides long. Its product is annotated as NADH-cytochrome B5 reductase, putative. Gene Ontology annotation, molecular function: oxidoreductase activity; FAD binding. Lineage: Eukaryota; Euglenozoa; Kinetoplastea; Trypanosomatida; Trypanosomatidae. The record is from RefSeq and is a predicted model, not a curated record. Bases 1 to 921 code for a protein of 306 amino acids. The transcript has a single exon.